Messenger RNA from Porites evermanni, 3201 nucleotides. The record is from the annotation of a GenBank genome assembly. NCBI's taxonomy places the organism in Eukaryota, Metazoa, Cnidaria, Anthozoa, Scleractinia, Poritidae.
AUGCAAUGGUCAGCACUGUGGUUAACCGUGUGGAAAGUGAUUUUGAUUUUUCCUUAUUCAAGAGUAUCGUCAGUGGCUAAGCCAAGUGUAUCACAAGCCAAAUACCUUGAUUAUGAGAUCGGAGCAAGCAUUCACUUCAACAUGCAGACGUUUAAUGGAACCAUGAAGUCGGGUGAGUGAGUUAAUUUACUUUGCCGAAACGAACGAAGAGACUUGAAAGCGUAUGAAAGGCCUUUCCCAUUUCUUCACUCUCCCUUUUUUUCUCUAGCAACCUGCUACGCCGGCAGGGCUAUCUGUCUGACUGCUUUCAGAAAGCCGGACAGGGUUAGAACUAACAAUCACGGCGACAUUUUUUUUAAGGACUGAAAUACCUUGAAUUUCAUACGACGGCGUUUAGUCUUCAUAAUUAACGUCGAUACGUGAGCUUACAGAUCCAUUAAGUUUUUUUAACAAUGCCCUCUGAUAUUAUUUACAUCUAACAGGACACGUAGUUUCCCCAGAUGCUUUCAACCCAACUAAACUGUCCACAGAUCAAUGGCUCCGGGCCGCGAAAAGUUUUGGUGCGAAAUAUGCUGUGCUCACACUCGAUCACUUCAGUGGCUUCCUGCUUUGGCCUACGACAACAAAUUACAGUUAUUCCGUAAAGAGCAGUAAUUGGAGAAACAAGACCGGAGAUGUAGCUCUAGAUUUCAUUCAGUCUUGUGCAAAAUAUGGUAUUAAACAUGCUUUUUACUACAGUGUGAAUAAAAACUGGUAUAUGAAUGUCAGUAACCACAGGGCACCCAGUCCAGGAGCGCAGACAGUUUAUAAUCGUAUUGUUGAACAACAAAUACGAGAAUUGUUAAAUCCAAGCUCGAAGUAUGCAAGUCCUUUUCUAUUUUGGUUCGAUGCUGGUAUUGUUAGCGGAAUCAGCCCCAAUGUUGUCCCAAUAUUUCACUCUCUAGCCGAAAACAUAAUUUGUUUGAAGUGUCCAGCUUCUUCAGGGAUUGCAGGAGCGCGAUGGAUUGGUAACGAGAGAGCUGUGGCGUCGUUGCCUCUUUGGUAUGCAGUGCGCGAUGGAGGAUAUAAUGGUUAGUAAAAUUAAUCAGAAAGUCGCCUCCUUUUGUUGGCGCUGUGAUUGAUGGGAAAGUUCCAAGGUCCUCGUUACAUCAGGGGAAUAAAGAAGGCUAUUUCCCAAGCGCCUUAAAGGUGUAUUUACAGGCAAUUUAAUAAAGCCAGGUACGUAUUGUAACAAGUUAGUGAGCAAUUUUUCCGUGCAACACAUGUCUAAGGACACCCAUUUUCUUAAUAGAACUAUUAUUUUUAGCUUUUGUUCAUUCCAAUUCAUUCCUUCGUAAGAGAUCAGUCCUAUUUAAGGUGAAUCCGUAGGGUGGAAUUUUGUGGCGAACUGGUUUCUUAUGACUGCCUCGACAACAAUUAUAAUAGGUUCAAACCAAGAGACUAUAAAGGGGACAGAGAGGGCAUCCCCCAUACACACCCUGUUCCAUAGGUAAUUCGUCUCGAGUUAUUUUUAACACCAGAGAUCUCAAGGGGGAUUAGACAACAGCCAAUCACAUAGCGCGAAUGUGUUCCGCGUGGAUGACCCACGCUGAGAGCCACGCGUCCUUCACGAAAUGACGCAGAACAAAAUGGGGGAAGACGCGGAGAGCGAUUUUGCUAUUCCUUUUGUCGACGAAAACGACUACAGCGAGAUUUCUGCGAAAGCUGUGUCAGCGAAACCGAAAUUAAAAAAGAAUCGCCCUUCCUCUCUUGUAUAGAGCUAACAGUAGAGCAGGGAAAUCCUUAACACACUGAAUAUUCUCUCAGGAUCAUUUAUAAUUUACAGUUUGAAGAGAGCAAUUUCUGGUUUGAUGUUUAUUUUUUUCAGUCUUUAUAGCGAUUAUUCCUACCCACUUACUUUGUCAAUUGUAGGCGAACCCUCCUAAAGCUGAAUUUCAAGGGACCAUAUUCAAGCUCAGAAAGAGAAAUAAAAUUUCGUCGUUGCUUAUUUACGUCCUCCAUAAAACGCGAAAUUAGGCAUUUUCACGUCGUAGUCGUGCAAAAACGGGAAAGAAAUGAACAAAAAAGUGUGUUGCACGUGCGAAGUUGUUGUUUUGCUAAUUAAACCUAUUGUUUUUUUGACGUUCUAGUUGUCGUCCGCGUCGUUGGAUCUUAAACUCCCUAAAUUGUACAAACGACCGGUUUCAAUAGACCGGCGAAAUUUCUCAUUUUAUUAAAGCACUGAGGUUACGACAACUUCGAGUUAAACUGAUUUCACGGGUUGUCAAAGAGUCCAGCGAUUCCUUUUUCCCAGGUGAGCGCCGACUCAUUUCGCUUCAAUAUUCAGGAAUGCUCUCGAUCUUUUUACGCUUUCAUUGCCUCUCGCCCGACAUGUUUUGCACGGCGUUUGGUCAUGCGAAACCUCCACGAAACAUCCACGCCUCGCGCGAGGUAACUUUAUCCCGAUUCUAAAAAUAACUCGAGACGAAUUACCUAUGGAAUAGGGUGUAUAUGGGGGACGCCCUCUCUGUCCCCUUUAUAGUCUCUUGGUUCAAACACAUUAAGCUAGACAACGUUAAUGUUAUUAUACUGAUUGUCGUUUCAGGGGAUCCUUUAGGUGAGCAGUUCCGUCCUCCAUUCUGUGAUACUGUUAUACGUGAACAUAAAUGGUUUUGGCUCCCACGCACAAGGAACAGAGUCAAAAAUGUGAGUACACUCAUUACUGAAUAUUUAACCAGCGUGGGACGGGGUUGUCACAUGAUACUUAACUUGAACCCGGAUCCUUUCGGCUUGAUCGAAGACGAGGAUCUUCAUGCCUAUAAGGGGUUUGGUGAAGCUAUUGGUCUGCUCUACAAGGAUUUGAUCAUAACUCAGAAAAAUGCGACACUAAAAAUCGGUGUCGAGAAAGUGUGGAGAAUACCCAGAAUUCUCAAUGUGGCAAACGGAUCAGUGGUUGUAAUGGAGGAUGUGGCAAAGUUUGGUCAGUUAGUGAGAGAGUACCAGCUAAGAUUCAACACUUCACAUGGAUGGGUUAAUUAUCCCGAAUAUGGAAGUACUAUUGGACACAAGAGGAUACAUCCAUUUCCCCAAGUGCUUCGAGGAAAACCUGUUUAUGCUAUCAGCUUCAAAAUAGUGAAAUUAGUCACAAGGGAUCCGUCAAUCACCAUACGUGAAGUUUCGGUUUAUGAUUGGACUGAGGCAACAAGGAAGCGAUACAUUUGA